Molecule: messenger RNA, 1638 nt
Organism: Aspergillus campestris IBT 28561
Lineage: Eukaryota; Fungi; Ascomycota; Eurotiomycetes; Eurotiales; Aspergillaceae
Product: Zn(II)2Cys6 transcription factor
Exons: 5
Coding region: 1-1638 (545 amino acids)
Biological process (GO): regulation of DNA-templated transcription; DNA-templated transcription
Molecular function (GO): zinc ion binding; DNA binding; DNA-binding transcription factor activity, RNA polymerase II-specific
Source: RefSeq, a predicted model, not a curated record
AUGUCCCGUCCCUCGUCCCUAGCGUGCGUUCCCUGCCGCCGUCGCCACCUUAAAUGCGAUGCUCGCAUGCCCGUCUGCUCACGCUGUUUAUCCUCGAAUACUGACUGCGGAUAUGUGCGGUCCCGGCGUGGCUUGCGGGGAAAUAACGCUGCGCAACCAAUCGAGCAUGGCCUGCCUCUGUUUGGGGGAGACAAUAGUCUCACAGACUGGUUGAAUGCCACAACCUUACCAACAGACCUCGAUCCAGGAGCCAAUUUUCUGGACUCCCCACACACCCUGAUCGACCUCCCCAGUCUCCCGGACGAUCCGCUCUGGGCGCCCCAAGCCCUAACCAGCUACGACAACAACAGUAACAACAACCACAAUAAUGACCGCAAUAACGAUGGUGAUGACUCCGACGAUAUCGCCUACGACCCCAUGAUCCAACUCUACUACCAAAACUUCCACCCCUCCCAUCCCAUCCUUCUCCCCCGAAAGGCCCUCCACACGCCCCUCCGCCGCCACCUCCCCCACUACCUCGUCUCUCUAACCCGCUACAUCGGCGCCCACUUCUACCCCCACCCAGCCUUCCAAGAAGCCUACGUCCGCGCCGCAGACGCCGCGCGCGUCGCCCCGGACACGGACGGACCCUUUAAAGUCCAGGCGCUGCUCCUCCUCUCUAUCGUCGACCAUGCCCAUGGCGCGGAGGACCGCGCGCUGCUCUCCCUCCAUGAGGCUAUCUCUCUCGCGCUUGAGAUAGGCAUGCACCGUGCGAGCUUCGCGAAUGCGCAUUCUCGCGAUAGUUCACUCCUCGCGGAGAGCUGGCGCCGCACUUACUGGGAGUUGUUUGUCGUUGAUGGGCUUAUGGCCGCUAUGCGCGAUCAGGCUCCGUUUAGACUGUACACUCAGCCUGCGGAUGCGGGCAUACCCUGUCAAGAGAUUGUAUACAAUGGUGUGCAAGAUAUGCAACUCCAACACCUCCCCCCACCAGUCCACGACUUCUACACCUCCUCCUACGCAGCCCGCAUCGACGCCGUACGCACCCUCGGCCGCGUGCUCGAAGUCAACCGCUCGCUAGAAAUGGACCUCGAAGAGCAAGUCGAGUGCGUCGACGCAGCGCUGUCCUCCCUCCUCAUGCAUCUCCCCUCGUGCACCUCCUACGACACCAGUCCUGAAGUCGACGAGAUGCUUUUCCAAGCUAAAAUGAUCACCUACCUAAGCCAAAUCUACCUCCACCACCCCCGCUCCACCCUCCGCUUCGCCUCCUUCCAACAAGCCCGCUCAGCAUCCUCCUCCUGCACGCGCUUCAAAACACUCACCCCCGCCGAAGCAGGCGGCGCCUUCCUCCGCGCCGCUGACCACCUCUCCAACCUCGCCACGCUCCCCUCGGCCAUUACCCGCCGCACGCCGUUCUUCACCUGCGCGCUGGCGAUGUGUGUCGUGGUCCACACGGCUGCGUUUCUGGUCGUCGGGUCGGGAAGUGGCGGCGGCGGCGGGGGCCAGGAGGCUGCGACUGCGGCUGUGAGUGCGAAGAGGGAUGUGCUGCGCUCGAGGGUCCAGUUGGGGUUUGGGGGGUUGAAUGUGCUGGGGAGGGUGUGGCCGCUGGCGAAGACUGUUAGGAGGCAGAUGGUGGAGAUGGGGAGGGAGGUGGGGUUGUAA